This is a messenger RNA of Lipotes vexillifer (Yangtze River dolphin), 2945 nucleotides long. RefSeq names its product kinesin family member 9 (gene KIF9). Gene Ontology annotation, molecular function: microtubule motor activity; microtubule binding; ATP binding. Bases 6 to 2375 code for a protein of 789 amino acids. NCBI's taxonomy places the organism in Eukaryota, Metazoa, Chordata, Mammalia, Artiodactyla, Lipotidae. The record is from RefSeq and is a predicted model, not a curated record. The transcript has 20 exons. Gene Ontology annotation, biological process: microtubule-based movement.
CUAGAAUGGGUACUAGGAAAAAAGUUCAUGCGUUUGUCCGUGUCAAACCUACUGAUGACUUUGCUCAUGAAAUGAUCAAAUAUGGAGAUGACAACAAAACCAUUGAUAUUCACUUAAAAAAAGAUACUGGGAGAGGAGUUGUCAAUAACCAGCAGACAGACUGGUCAUUCAAGCUGGAUGGAGUUCUCCAUGAUGCCUCCCAGGACUUGGUUUAUGAGACAGUCGCAAAGGAUGUGGUUUCUCAAGCCUUCAAUGGCUAUAAUGGCACCAUCAUGUGUUAUGGGCAGACGGGAGCUGGCAAGACAUACACCAUGACGGGGGCAACUGAGAAUUACAAGCACCGGGGGAUCCUCCCUCGUGCCCUACAACAGGUUUUUAAGAUGAUCGAAGAACACCCCACACAGGCCAUCACUGUGCGUGUUUCCUACCUGGAAAUCUAUAAUGAGAGCCUGUUUGAUCUCCUGUCCACUCUGCCUUACGUUGGACCCUCGGUCACACCUAUGACCAUCGUGGGAAAUCCUCAAGGGGUCUUCAUUAAAGGCUUGUCGGUCCACCUCACAAGUCAGGAGGAGGAUGCGUUCAGCCUCCUUUUUGAGGGAGAGACCAACAGGAUUAUAGCCUCCCACACAAUGAACAAGAACUCAUCUAGGUCACACUGCAUUUUCACAAUCUACGUGGAGGCCCAUUCGCGGACCUUAUCAGACGAAAAGUACAUCACUUCCAAAAUUAACUUGGUGGAUCUAGCAGGCUCGGAGAGGCUGGGGAAGUCUAGGUAUGAGGGCCGAGUCCUGAAGGAAGCCACCUACAUCAACAAGUCGCUGUCAUUCCUGGAGCAGGCCAUCAUUGCCCUCGGGGACCAGAAGCGAGACCACAUCCCCUUCCGGCAGUGCAAGCUCACCCACGCCCUGAAGGAUUCCUUAGGGGGAAAUUGCAAUACGGUCCUUGUGACAAACAUCUAUGGAGAAGCCGCCCAGUUAGAAGAGACGCUGUCUUCACUGCGGUUUGCCAGCAGGAUGAAGCUGGUCACCACUGAGCCUGCCAUCAACGAAAAGUAUGAUGCUGAGCGAAUGGUCAAGAACCUGGAGAAGGAGCUGGCACUGCUCAAGCAGGAACUAGCCAUCCAUGACAGCCUGGCCAACCGUACCCUUGUUAACUAUGACCCCAUGGAUGAAAUUCAAAUUGCCGAGAUCAACUCCCAGGUGCGGAGGUACCUGGAGGGAACGCUGGACGAGAUUGACAUAAUCAACCUCAGACAGAUCCAGGAGGUGUUCAACCAGUUCCGGGUGGUUCUGAGCCAACAGGAACAGGAAGUGGAAUCCACUUUGCGCAGGAAGUACACCCUCAUAGACAAGAAUGACUUCGCAGCCAUCUCUGCUGUCCAGAAGGCAGGGCUUGUGGACGUUGACGACCACCUAGUGGGUGAGCCUGACGGACAAGGCUUCGGAUUCGGAGUUGCCCCUUUCUCUACCAGACCUGGGAAGAAAUCCAAGUCCAAGAAGAUGUUCAAAGAGCAGCUCAGCUCCUUGGCAAGAAAGGAGGGUGCCGGCAGCCCUGUGAGUGGCAAGGACUUGGAUGCUUCCACCUCCAAGACCCAGUUGACCCCAUCCUCCAAGGAUGGAGAUGUCAAAGACAUGCUUCUGCAGGACCGGGAGACCUCCAGUAUUGAGCCCCUUGCCUCGGAAUCCCCAAAGGAGGAAUUAUGCCCACCCAGGCCCAGCACCCCACCCGCCAAGCCUGUGGCCUUUGAGGACUUUAAGAACGAACGGGGUAGUGAGAUCAACCGCAUCUUCAAAGAAAACAAAUCCAUUUUGAACGAGCGGAGGAAAAGGGCCAGCGAGACCACACAGCGCAUCAAUGCCAUCAAGCAGGAGAUCGACAUGACCAAGGAGGCACUAAAUUUCCACAAGUCACUACGAGAGAAGCAAGGCAAGUAUGAGAACAAGGGGCUGAUGAUCAUUGAUGAGGAGGAAUUCCUGCUAAUCUUGAAGCUUAAAGACCUCAAGAAGCAGUACCGGACAGAGUAUCAGGACCUACAGGACCUCAGGGCUGAGAUCCAGUACUGCCAGCAGCUGGUGGAUCAGUGUCGACAUCGCCUGCUCACGGAAUUUGACAUCUGGUACAAUGAGUCCUUCUUUGUCCCUGAGGACCUGCAGGCGGCACUGAAGCCAGGUGGCAGCAUCCGGCCAGACAUGAUGCCUCUCAGCAGGAUUGUGUCUCUGGGAGAAGAUGACCAGGACAGGUUCAGCCGGCUGCAGCAGACGAUGCUGCCAGAGGGCCCUGAUUCUGUCUCCUUCUACAAUGCCAAAGUCAAGACAGAACAGAAGCACAAUUAUUUGAAAACCAUGAUGGGCCUCCAGCAGACACAUAGAAAAUAGGGACUCACUGCCAGUGCGUUGAAGGACGAAACCCCCAGCUACUCCUGCCUGUUCUAGAGGCACUGCCAAAGCACCUGCCCAGACUCCAAUCCCUCUGCUCCAAGGCUGGACACAGCCCAGAGAACACACAAUGGCCUGCCUGCCAGGAGGAACAGCCUUCAAAGGACACCUUUGAAUAUCUUCACAGAACACUUUUGGUUUCAAUUCACUGUCUUAUAUGCAGGGACAGGAUAAAAUAACUUUCUAGUUCGGCUUUCGGUGCUCAUCCAAGAACUUUAUUUGAUUUCCUAUCUGGGAGGAUGUCUUCCCUAUGUACAGGUGGGGUCCUAACUGAGUCUCCAGUAAGAAAGUGAAGAAGUAGGUCAGCCAGUCUCCCUCUGGCAGGCCUUUGUCCCCCUGGUCAGCCUCUUUCCUUUCCUGGAUGGCCAUCCUGGGGAUGAGGUGGGUCCGAGGAGCCCUGGUUCUCAUGGGUGAGACUGUAGGUUCUCGCAGGUAAUCCUCUCUGUGUUCCUGAGCCAGUGAAGGCAGGAGGUGCUGCUUCCUCAGCAACCAGGAGAGGAUGGGGUGUAG